Olea europaea var. sylvestris is the source of this 1195-nucleotide messenger RNA. Its product is annotated as reticulon-like protein B2. The transcript has 5 exons. The record is from RefSeq and is a predicted model, not a curated record. Lineage: Eukaryota; Viridiplantae; Streptophyta; Magnoliopsida; Lamiales; Oleaceae. The coding region runs from base 94 to 864 and encodes 256 amino acids.
AUACAUAGAACCCUUACUCACACUCCGUAGCUGGGAACUUUAGAAGAUUUUGAAUUUAGGUUUCCGUACUCUCGAAUUUGAAUCGAUUUGAGGAUGGCUGAGCGCGUAGAGAACUCGGAUCCCAAGGGGGAAUCACUGUUAGACAAAAUAGCGGAGAAGAUUCACGGCAGCGACGAUUCAUCGUCGUCGUCGGACUCCGAUUCCGAGAAGAAGCCGGCUUCUCAGUCAUCUGUAAAGGCCAAGAUUUACCGGUUGUUCGGCCGGGACAAACCUGUCCACAAGGUCUUCGGUGGAGGCAAACCUGCUGACAUCUUCUUGUGGAGGAACAAGAAAAUAUCUGCUGCAGUACUUGGUGGGGCAACUGCUGCAUGGGUUCUUUUCGAAUUACUUGACUACCAUUUGCUUACACUGGUCUGCCACAUUUUAAUUCUUGCCCUUGCAGUCUUGUUCUUGUGGUCCAGUGUAACAACCUUUAUACACAAGCGUCCUCCACAUAUACCAGAAGUCCACCUUCCUGAGGAUCCAUUUCUUCAGGUUGCUUCAGCUCUUAGGAUUGAGAUCAAUCAUGCCCUCUCUUUGUUGAGGGAAAUUGCAUCUGGCAGGGAUCUCAAGAAGUUCCUCAUGGUUGUGGCAGGCUUGUGGGUUCUCUCAAUUGUGGGCAGCUUGUGCAACUUUUUGACAUUGUUCUAUAUAUUGUUUGUUCUGCUGCUUACGAUACCCGUUCUGUACGAGAAGUACGACGACAAGAUUGAUGCAUUUGCGGAGAAAGCAAUGACUCAGAUUAAGAAGCAGUAUGCAGUUUUUGAUGCGAAAGUUCUGAGCAAAAUACCCCGAGGACCAUUGAAAGACAAGAAGAGGGCUUAAAGUGUGAAUCAAGGUGUUGGGUAGCUGUGAGUAUGGCAGAAUGUGGUUUUAGUUUUCAAAUAUGUAACGGCACCCUCUUGAUUCUGUGUUCUUCAGCCUGUUCCUCUUGAGUUUCAGAAAUGAUAUUCGUGGUGGAUUCAAUCCGUAGAUUUUAUGAUGUGAUGUAAUAUGCUUUACUAGGAGGAGAUUAUCAGGAAGUUAGGUGUGGGUGCUUUUGGUUUUAUUCUGCCCUUAGGCACACUAUAUAUGUAUGUGGAUUCUUCUUCAGAAUCAUUUGCUGCUCUUGUUUGUUCAUGUUAUGUGAUGAUUAUGGUAGUAAUUUUUUGUUUUA